AUGACUGAGGAGACUUCUAAACUAUUACCUGUUUCUCCUAGAAAAAAGUCGAAAGAUGAAUACCUUUCAGAAUUAAAAAGACAAAGAGGUCAUUUAAAAGGACGGUUAACUCAAUUUAAAAAAUAUGUUGACUCUUUUCAAGAUGCCACUUUAUCUAAAUUACAAGUAGCUGAAAUGAAAUUGCGAUUACAAACCGCCAGCGAAUAUUUUACGAAAUUAAAUAAUAUUGCUAGUGAAAUAGAAAUAAAUUGCCCUGAAGUAGAUAUUGUUAGUCAUUUGGAAUACUUUGAAUCAAUAGAAUCACUAUAUUUUAGUACAACGGCAUCAGCUUCAUGUUUAAUCGAAAGUUUUGAGACUAGUGAUAGUUUAAACAAUGAAAAGUGUAGUCAUAUUUUAAACGAAAAUACAAAAACUUUAAAUGUUAAACUACCUGAAAUCAAGCUUCCUAUUUUCGAUGGAUCAUAUGAUCGCUGGUUGGAGUUUAAAAAUUCCUAUGAAACUAUGAUUCAUAAACGGUCUGAUCUUGACGCUAUUCAUAAGUUUCAUUAUUUGAGAUCUUCACUUAGUGGCACAGCCUUACAGGUUAUAAGUGCAUUAGAGUUCACUGCCUCUAAUUACACUCAUGCAUGGGAGCUCUUGGAGAAUAGGUUUCAUAAUCACAGAUUAUUAGUACAUAAUCAUAUUAAAUCGUUAUUCAAUAUUCCAUGUAUAAAACAAGAAUCGCCAUUACAAUUAAGAAAGUUAAUUGAUACAAUUUUGAGGAAUUUGCGUGCUCUAAAAUCAUUAGACGAACCUACCGAGUCAUGGGACACAUUAAUCAUAUAUUUAGUCGUAACGAAGUUAGAUUCUGUAACUGAUCGUGAGUGGGAGAACCACAAAGGUUCCCUUAUGUCUCAGCCAAAUAGAUUGAAGCUACAAGAUCUUCUUACCUUUCUGAGAAAUAGGGCAGAUAUGUUAGAAAUGAUUAAUGUCACUCAUUCCAAGCCACAGUUUAGGUCCAAUCAAUCGAAUAUAAACGAAACUAAACAUAACCAAGUUUAUAGCUAUGUAUCUACCUCUAACAAUACUAAAUAUUUCUCUAAUAAAAAUAAAAACCUAGAUAAAACAAAGCGCAACUGUGUUUUGUGUAACAAUAAUCAUAAGUUGUUUACAUGCAUUAAGUUUUUAAAUUUAUCAAUUACGGAUAGAAUAAAAUUAGUAAACGAUUAUAAGUUAUGUGUCAAUUGCUUGCGCCCAGGGCAUUCAAUUCAAGAUUGUAUAUUCGGCCCUUGCCAGCAGUGCAAACGAAAACAUAAUAGUUUAUUACAUUUAGACGAACAUAGCGAAAGUAGCAGCAAUACGAAUGUGUGCACUACGGCAUGCGCUCCUACAUUCUCGGCUAUGCAUUCAGCGGCUUACCGUGCCGAUGCGAUAAAUAAUAAUACGGACGGUAGGAGCUCAUAUUUUAACCAAGUGUUACUUUCAACUGCUUUGGUUGAACUAGCGGAUCAAAAUAAUCGAUAUCAUGUCGCCCGUGCUCUGUUAGACAACGGCAGCCAGCAUAGCUUAAUAUCGGAAAAAUUAGCUAAACGAUUAAAUACGAAUUUUACACAGUCCACUGUUCGAAUAGCAGGUGUGGGUCAACAUCUCACACAUACGAAUAAAUCAUGUGUUAUUUCUAUGCGUUCUAAAACAAGCAAUUUUAAUAAACGAAUAUCUUGUUUAGUUUUACCUCAAAUAACCUCAAGUUUGCCUAUGACAAACAUUUCACUCGAACAUUUAAAUAUCCCCGAUAAUAUACAACUAGCAGAUCCCACUUUCGAUGUAUCAUCAGACAUAGAUUUAUUACUCGGUGCUGAUAUAUUUUGGGAUCUUUUGGAACAGGGUAGGAUCCGUUUACCUUCAGGUCCAUUUUUAUUAAAUACGAAGUUAGGUUGGGUGGUUUCUGGUCCUAUCUGCUCUAACCAUUCGAAUAUAAACGAAGUUCAAUGUAAUUUUAGUCAUUCGUUAGAUUUACAACUUCGUAAGUUUUGGGAAAUAGAAGAUUUAUCUGUGUCAAAGAAUAUUUUGACACAAGACGAAAAUAAAUGCGAAAAAUUAUUUAUUGAUACGACAAAACGCGAAAAAGAAGGUAGAUUUUCUAGGGGACUCCUAUUCAGUAGCUAA
Messenger RNA from Bombyx mori (domestic silkworm), 2145 nucleotides. RefSeq lists its product as uncharacterized. The record is from RefSeq and is a predicted model, not a curated record. The coding region runs from base 1 to 2145 and encodes 714 amino acids. Gene Ontology annotation, molecular function: aspartic-type endopeptidase activity. The transcript has a single exon. Gene Ontology annotation, biological process: proteolysis. NCBI's taxonomy places the organism in Eukaryota, Metazoa, Arthropoda, Insecta, Lepidoptera, Bombycidae.